AUGUCGAAUGAUCAAGAAAUUGUUACAUCGAAACCUCUGAAACCGUGAGUAUCUUUCUGGAUCGAUUGUUUGAUCUUCUUCGCGUUCACUGAUCUUUUAGUAUUUCCGUGGAACAGGAAGGGAAGAACAGAGUUAGGUGAUGUAACUCCUCACAACAUCAAGCAGCUCAAGAAAUUGAACUCUGUUGUAUUUCCCGUCAGCUAUAACGACAAGGUAAAGAUUAAGCUUUCCAUCGUUUGUUGAGAAAAGAUUCGUUAGAUUGUUUUAGAUAUGUUAAUAGUUCAUCUGCUGAAGAGACAUCGAAUAUCUUUCGAUGGAACAAAAAUUUGGUACAUUUCAUGUGACAAUUUGGAACUAACGCAUGUGCACAGACAACCAACAUUUCAUUUUCAAGAUGUCAUCACUCUGCCAUCAUCAUGCUAAAUAUGUAGGCGGUCUUUUUCUUUAGAUGUUCUCGAACUUCACAAAGUCGGUAAACUACAGACGAUGGUUUGCAUCUCACCGAAUAUAAAUCGUGACUAUGAUUGUGUAACUGGUUAUUUUUGAAGCCCCCCAUCAACGAAAUGAGGUGUCAAAUGUUCUGCAUUAAAUACUCACAUUUCUCUGUCAAGGAUAUUUUUAAUGUCAUCGAAGAAUUUUCCAGAUAACAAGUAGUUCUUUUUUAACAAUCUUGCCUACUUAGGUGUAUAUAAAUUUUAAUUUCUUGCCAUCCUCCUACAUAUGUUUGCAGCAGGCUCUGGUUAAAAAAGCUUAACUUUUAUUUGUUCGCAAAAUAUCUGCAAGUUAUACCGGUGAAGAGUUUAGGACUAUCUCGGGGCACAUGAAAACUUUGUGUCUACUGUGUUAGUAGAAAUCCACAGGUAUAUGCUGUAAUCUGAUUUUCUAUGCGACUCACUGUUUAUUCUAUUACAAUUAAACAGUAACAUGUGCAGUUGUAAUCAAAAUGUUGAUAGGUUUUAAACGAAUAGCAUAUUUACACUAGGACUCUUAGAUCAUUCGCUCUCAAUUUCUACGGGUGAUAGUCAAUGAUCUCACAAUAGAAAUCUCAAGUUCAUAGAUCUAAUAUUUAGCGACACAUUAAUUCUCAUGCAGAUUUGUAUUGCUUUACAGUUUUACAAGGAUGUACUUGAAGUUGGGGAACUAGCGAAACUAGGUACUUUGUUGAAGAGUAUUGGCUAAGAUAAUUCUAUGUGAAAUAGUUUAAUUACAAGACCAUUUUAUUUCUUUUUUUUUUUUUGCUACUAUUUAUUUUGGCAAACUUAAAACCAAGAAAAUAGAAAAAUAGUUUGAAACUUUCAGUCUUGGGUCUUGAAAAAUGCAAAAGAAGUUUUCCUUGUAUCACACACAUGAUUAAUUUCAAAUAUCUUUCUUUAUUUAAAACACAUUCUUAUUCCCAAGACAUUUUAUAUUUGAUUCUCUUUCAUAAAUACCUGACCAAAAUUGUUAUUGCAUCCUCACAGGGGCAUUGGUUGGGGGCUAUUUUUUUUCCAAGGCUGUGUUUUAUUAUGACCAUUAUUCUUAUUCCUUAAACAUUUUAUAUUUGAUUUUUUCAUAAUUUUUUUUUAUAUUGAAUCUAUUUUUUUUUCUUGUAGCAUUUUAUAAUGACAUUGUAGUUGGAGCAGUUUGCUGUCGCAUUGACCAGAUAGAAGAUGCUAGACGGCUUUAUAUAAUGACUUUGGGAUGUUUAGCCCCUUAUAGAAGACUUGGUAUUGGUAAGUUGAAAGAAUCAUACUUCUGGUGUGCUUUUUAUUGGGUUUGUUCUAAGCAAAUAAAGUCUAAUUAUUUGGUACUGCUUGCAACUCUAAAAUGCUUAAGAGAUGCAUAGGUUUUAAAGAUUUCUUCAUUGAAUUGUGUAUAUAAUGUUUACAUAAUGCCUUUUUUACUCUCAGGUACUGUCAUGCUUGAACAUGUGCUAAAAUGUUGUGAAAAGGAUGGUAACAUUGACAAUGUUUAUUUGUAAGUUUUUUUUUUGGUUAAUAUUGGUAAUAGAAGCCUUGGAGCAGGCAAUUUAGACAAAAUUUAGCUGUUUUUCUAUAAUUAUUUUUCCUUGAUUUUUCCUCUUUGUUCAUUGUCUGAAACAAAUACUGAAAAACUAUAGCAAGUUCCCCUCUUCCUUUAAACCAAAAAAGCAUACUGUGUAUGUGUACUUGUAGUAGUUGAAUUAUAAAUGAUUUGGGCAAAGUAAUGUUUCAGAACCUAGUAUUUUUGUAUUUAUACGAUAAGCUGAAUUGUAAACCCAUUUUGAAUGUACCUCGUAACUUCUUUGGUUACAUUCAUUAAUUCUGUAAACCAGAGUAGCAUCAAACCAUGUCCCAUUUUGAAUGGUUCCUACUUAUGAUUGUUUGGAAGACAGAUGCAUACAUGAUAUAACUAAUCACAAUUUACUUCCUUAUUGUAUAAAACAAAUAGAUUCCAUGUUACUAUGUGCCUGUACAGAAAAAAAACAGAUGAAAUAAAAAUGUGGGAAGAACAUCAGUGACAUACUCAGCUUCACCUCAUUGCCACUUUGUUGUUCUUUCAUCAUUUUGAUAUCAUCUUUGAUCUACUGGUAAACAUUUUAAGUUAUGCAAUACUUUUUUCAUAGUUCUCUGACAUAUUGGAAUGUUAAUGAUUUGUCUCUGUCUAAUUUCAGGCAUGUUCAAGUUAGCAAUGAAGGAGCAAUAGGAUUUUACAAGAGAUUUGGAUUUGAAAUAAUAGAAACAAAGAAACAAUACUACAAACACAUUGAACCAGCAGAUGCUCAUGUCUUGCAGAAAACACUUAGGCACAAAAAGAGAGAUAUUUGUGUAUGACAGAGUAAAUAGAUCUAGCACUUUAACAUUAAAAAGCUUCCGAAAACAUUGAAUGUGAACAGAUUAUAUAGUGUAAAACUAUAUCCUCCUCCUCACAAGUGUCUGUUUUCUUACUUUUACCUUAGUAAAGAAGAUCUCCAACAGAUGGUGCAAACGUGUUUUAGAAUCUGUUGUAAGCAAAGCACAAUGACUUGAUGGCUGGAAAAGUAACAUGAAAAUGCCAAUGUUAAUUCAAAGUGAAAACGAUUAUUUGUGGUGAAAAUCAUGUUGGAGCUGAUCUUUGUCAUUUUUUUCUUUCAUCACUUUGUUUCAAAUUUAAUAAGACAUGUUAUGAACUUAGGAAAUUCUGCAACUCUUGGUGUUCAAAGCCAUUGGAUAUUGCAGAAUUCUCCAGGUAAUGUGUAUAAUUUUCCAGCUAAAUGUUGAUGGCUGGAACUAUUUCUAAUUCUGACAUGGAAAAUAUUCUCCUACUUCUUGCCAUGUUAUUUCUCAAUGAAAACCUUGAACACAAAAAAUGUUAAUACUCUUUCAUUGCAUUUAGAAUACAAAAAUCAUUGCACUGCAUAUGAGUCAAUGCACUUUAAGUUUAGAAAACACUUAACAAAAUUCAGUUUGUGCUAAUCUUAAGUAGAAAUUAGUAACUUUCAAAUAAAACAAUUUACAAAAAUAAAAAAUCUCUCUAAUGUC
Pocillopora meandrina is the source of this 3479-nucleotide messenger RNA. Lineage: Eukaryota; Metazoa; Cnidaria; Anthozoa; Scleractinia; Pocilloporidae. The record is from the annotation of a GenBank genome assembly.